GUUCGUUCAGUUACCACGGACAAAUAACAUUUGAGCAUCUCGACGCUCUUGCUCCAGAACAUCAUAAAUAAAUCUCGAUUCUCAUCCUGUCGAAAUCUAAGGCUGGACACUUCACAUUUAUCGAUAUCUCUGCCUGGCCAUCUGAUUUUAACUUUUAAGAAAUAAUGAGCCCAGCUCUCAGCUUCAUCUUCACGAUCUAACAGCCUCGCUGUUCAUUUGUUAACAUCUACCCUAUUUUGCGUAUGCUGUGUUUCGGGCCGUAACAAUGGAACAAAAUGUGUUUUACGAAGGCAGCCUGGAGGAUGCCAUCUCCCUUGCUAUUCAGGAGUCAAAGAUGGUGCUUGCCUUUGUAGAUGACGGCAGUGAAGAAAGUAAGCUAUGGGAGACUGAGUUAUGCACAAAUGAAUCGCUACAAUCACCACUUGAGCACUAUGCUGUGUCCUUGCGACUUCUCAAGGAUUCUAGAGAGGCUGGGUUCCUAGAAGCUCUAUUUCCUAUCCCGAAGAAACCCACCAUUGUCAUCAUCCAAAAUGGUACGCUUAAGGAGUACAUCCAGGCAGGAACGGCGAAAGAAGACCUCGUCCGCAGAAUUGCAGCUAUUCUUAACACUGCUGCGGCAGGUCAGAGUCAACAAUCAGCUAUGACUCAACCAACACCAGUAGCAGCUUCUUCUGGGCACGAGACAGAUAACCUGUACGAUGACAAUGGUGAUGAUCAACCGCAGGUUGAUAACUCCACUAUACAAGCGCACAACUCUCAGCAGACCCAGGAAUCGCAAGAAAGCCGCGUAGCCAAGGACUCCAGGGACAGAGAGAAAAAGAAUCAACAGGAGACAGUCGAGAGUAAUAGUAGUACUAAUUCCGCGGAGCGGACUUAUGCGCAGGAAGUUCGCCAACGCAAGGUACAAGCAGCCGAGGAGAGAAGGCGGAUUCUGAAGCGUAUCGAAGACGACAAGCAAGAGCGCAAGGAACGCGAGGCCCGGGAGAAGAAAGCGCGACAGCUAUUGAACGGAUCCCAAGAGGGAGAAAGUUCCAGCAGUCAGACCCAGCCUAUACCCCUGUCUAUAAGACAACCAGGCGGCUCACGCGGAGAGUAUGCCAAUAUACAAGUUCGACUUUUUGACGGCUCGACAAUCCGAUCCCGCUUCAAGAGUGAUGCCACGCUGAACGCCGAGGUACGCAAAUGGAUUGACGAGGAUCGCACAGACGGAAAUGCGCCGUAUACUUUCCGCGUCGUCUUGUCACCUCUCCCUAAUAAGGCUAUCGAGCCUGCUGAGGAGAUCCAGUCGCUUCUCACUCUCGGCCUCGCCCCAUCCGCAACACUUGUCCUAGUCCCCGCCAAAUACUCAAUGGCUUACCCAAACUCAGGCGGGUUCAUCUGGCGAAGCUUAGGCGUCGUCCUCAGCAUAUUUGGCGCUGGCUAUGGCCUGUUGAGUGGGGUAUUUGGUGGCAUUACGGGGAUGAUAUUCGGUCGGCGGCAUGCUCAACAAUCUGGAGACGAACAAAUCCCACUUGGAGAUUAUCGAGGGUUGGGCUCAGCGAGAAAUUCGCGAAUCAGUGGGUUUCAGAAUCCGGGGGAUGCGCGAAGAGAUACCCAGUUGUAUAAUGGCAACUCGCUGAACUUCGAACCGCGAAGAGACGAUGACGAGAACAACUAAUUCAGGGGGCUGCAAUUUUACGACAAGCUACUGUGUUAUUAGUGAUGAUAUUGAUGUACACUACCUAGUAAAUUGUGUACGUGUACGUAUACCAAGGUUGACUACUAAGGACUUUGCCACGAUUAGGAAGAGAAAAUGAUAUGGGACUCUUUAAUACCGCAAACUUCGAUCUAUACAUUAUUUCUCUGCGAUAUUAGAGAGUAUAUAUCCGUCUAUUGCAGUAUACGAACCUGUCUAUUCUUGUCAUUUAACGACUUGUUUCAUUUUGCUGUCUAUUCCGCCAUCUUUUAACAACCCGAAAUAAAAUAGGGGCAUGGAUUCAAUAACCCAUCACUGCGGAAUUUUUAUAGUAAACAACCUUGGAAUAAUCCGCACUUCGGCAUAUUUAAACCUUUG
Annulohypoxylon truncatum is the source of this 2053-nucleotide messenger RNA. RefSeq lists its product as uncharacterized. Gene Ontology annotation, molecular function: protein binding. NCBI's taxonomy places the organism in Eukaryota, Fungi, Ascomycota, Sordariomycetes, Xylariales, Hypoxylaceae. The transcript is spliced from 5 exons. The coding region runs from base 266 to 1657 and encodes 463 amino acids. The record is from RefSeq and is a predicted model, not a curated record.